Molecule: messenger RNA, 393 nt
Organism: Monoraphidium neglectum
Lineage: Eukaryota; Viridiplantae; Chlorophyta; Chlorophyceae; Sphaeropleales; Selenastraceae
Exons: 1
Coding region: 1-393 (130 amino acids)
Source: RefSeq, a predicted model, not a curated record
AUGGCUUGUGGGCUCCGCGUGCUGGCGGCCGUCCUGGCGCUGUCCGUCCUGGCGUCCCCUGCCCUGGCUGCCCGUCACCUCAGGAACACUCCGGGCACCAACGCGUCUGCGGUUGGCCCCGGCCAGGUCGCUACCACCAAAGCGGGCACUCCGGCAGCCACCAACCUGAACCUGACCACUGCUGGCCCCAGCCAGGGCACCACAACCGACGCAGGCCAGGUUGCUGCGACCAAAGUGGGCGCCCCAACAGCCACCAACCAGAACCUGUCUGUUGUCAGCCCCGGCCAGGGCACUGCGACCGAUGCGGGCGCCGCGAUUGCUGCUCCCCAGGACCCGAAGGUCGAUGCUCCCAAGGCUGGGGCCAAGUAUGGUGUGAGGCAGACCCCCAAGUAA